Molecule: messenger RNA, 1108 nt
Organism: Zerene cesonia (dogface butterfly)
Lineage: Eukaryota; Metazoa; Arthropoda; Insecta; Lepidoptera; Pieridae
Exons: 3
Coding region: 329-1057 (242 amino acids)
Biological process (GO): regulation of transcription by RNA polymerase II
Cellular component (GO): transcription regulator complex; nucleus
Molecular function (GO): DNA binding
Source: RefSeq, a predicted model, not a curated record
CACCGGUGUGAAAUAAAUAAUAAUCUAUACAGCCUUUUUACACAAUACAACUAAUUGUCUAACGAAUAAAAAAAAAAAAAUUCAAACAUGGAACGUGCAAUUGACAACGUCACGACGGAUACGUGUCGGCAGUGCGACGCGCAAAUGAGCAGCGAAACAACGUUGCAAUACAUCGAAAACAACUCAAUAACAAACAGCUGACAUAAUUCCGACGCGACAGUCGCAGCGGUCCCGCCAAUCAGCGAUCGGCGCGCGACGGGCCGCGCGUCAGUCCGACCGCGACUGCUGCGCCGGGCGCGCGUCUUUUCGUCGCAGGGUCGCAGACACCAUGAACGGCGAGUACUCCUUCAACCCGGUGCGCCUCAUCGAGGAGGUGAAGAAGCGGCCGGGGCUGUACCAGAGCCACCACACGCUCGACCGGGACGAGAAGCUGGUGCUGUGGAAGGACAUUGGCGCGGCGCUGUUCCCCAAUUGGGACUCCUUCGACAAGGCCACGGCGUACGACCGAGUGCUGCAGUUGCAAAAGAAAUGGCGGUCACUGCGCGACGCGUACAACCGGGAGCUGCGUUCGCGGCGGUCGGGUGUUCGAAUACACCGGAGGGUGUAUAUGUACUUCAAACGGAUGAGUUUCCUCGGAGGCUUCGAAGGAGACGUCAGUGAUGAGACUGACGAGGUGGAAGACGUGGCUCGAGAGGAGAUCAUCAUGGACGACGCUCCGAAGACAGAGCCAGCGGACACCCCAGCAGUACCAACUCCGAAACCGCGUAAACGACGCCGGGCGAAAAAGCCCAGUUCCGAAUUCGCGCCGACCGAAGAAGUUGAAAUGCCAAUUUUCCCCCUAGAGAUGUCAGACGACGGUGAUAGCGACAGGUUGUUUUUACUAUCGUUUUUGCCAGAAAUAAAACAAUUUCCACUAGAUAUUAAGAUGUGGGUCAGAGCUCAGAUCGCUAACAUCAUGCAAGAGGCUGUGACAACGCAUUUUAAUAAGCUCCAAGCGGGUAGUUCGAACGACAGGCGGUUCCAGGUUAAAAGACAGAAUAGAGAUAGUUUCGAUUAGUUGUAGUUGUUGUUGAUUAAUGUUUAAGGUUGAUUAAAGUUGUUUUUUAUA